UUCCUGUACUGCAACUGCAACCGCAACCCUCUGGCUUAAAAUCUCCAGAAAAGAAGAAAGAAUCAUAAAUCAAAAUCAUAGAUCAGAAACGAAGAAAGAUAGAUCUGAAAAGAAGAAGGAAACAAACACACAUACAUACACACUCACACCGAGAGAGAGAGAGAGAGAGAACGAAUCACAGAUCAGAGAAGAAGAUCAUAGAUCAGAAACGAAGAAAGCCUCAUAGAUCAGAAAAGAAGAAGGAAACAGAUACACAUACAUACACACACCGAGAAAGAGAGAAAGAAUCACAGAUCAGAAACAAAGAAAGCCUCAUAGAUCCAAGAAGAAUACCAGUUCUUUGGCUCGCUUAGCGCGGCGGCGGACAGAGCGGAAGAGGAAAACAAAGAUAGAGCCGGUGAGGAGAACGCUGGUUGCGACUUGGAUAGUAGGAGGGUUGUCUGUAGUGGCGAAAAUGGAAGGAAAACUCGGUGGGAGCUCCAUCGGACCAUACUUUUCUUUUCUUUUUUAACGCCGUUUGCUUGAGGUGUUAAAUUGGACAAGUGUCAAAAUUUUAAGUAGGGAACCUACGGUAGUGUAGCUAAGGAACUGCACUUGAGUUUUGCCCAUUAAAUUUACCUCCGUAGGAGUCAAUGGGAUUUGGUUGACCCUAUCCCUCGUUUUUUAUAAUUUUUUUUUCUUUUCUGAAUCUGAGGAAAACCAAUGAAGGAAAAAAUACAAGUAGAAGAAUAAGAAGAAUCAGCUGCUCUGAAUAGUCAGUGCCGUGUCCAACCGACUCUAUUACCAGAUUCUGGUCUCUAAGCCACUUGCUGCGGUGACGAGUGUCAAGACAUUGUACUUACAUUAGUAUCCUUGUCUAUGUGAAUGAUGAAUGAAGCCUCUAUGAACCCUCAAUUUGAGAUAUCAAGUAAAAUGGCAUCAGCUGUUCUGAAAAUAGUUAAUACUACUUUAGAUUGGGUUACCAAGGCUUUAGAUGCUCCUUCUGCUCGAGCUGUUGUUUUUGGAGUGCAUAUUGGCGGGCAUUUAUUUGUGGAAGUUCUUCUUCUGGUGGUCAUCCUUUUCCUACUUUCCCAAAAAAGUUACAAGCCCCCUAAGAGGCCUUUAACAAAGAAGGAAAUAGAUGAGCUAUGUGAUGAAUGGGUCCCAGAAUCUCUCAUUCCUCCUAUUACAGAAGAGAUGCAGAGUGAACCUCCCGUGUUGGAAAGUGCUGCAGGGGUGCAUACAAUAAUCAAUGGCAAAGAAGUUGUCAAUUUUGCUUCAGCAAAUUAUCUUGGAUUGAUAGGACAUGAGAAGUUACUUGAGUCAUGUACAUCUGCAUUGGAGAAAUAUGGUGUUGGGUCUUGUGGUCCUCGUGGGUUCUAUGGAACAAUAGAUGUACACCUUGAUUGUGAAGCAAGAAUAGCAAAGUUUUUGGGAACACCUGAUUCAAUUCUCUAUUCUUAUGGACUCUCCACCAUGUUCAGUGCAAUUCCAGCAUUCUGCAAAAAAGGAGACAUCGUUGUGGUGGAUGAGGGAGUCCACUGGGGAAUACAAAAUGGCCUUUACCUUUCUAGAAGCACAAUUGUGUAUUUCAAACACAAUGAUGUGGAAUCCCUAAGAAAUACUCUGGAGAAAUUCACUGCAGAGAAUCAACGGGCUAAGAAAUUGCGGCGCUACAUUGUUGUGGAAGCUGUAUACCAGAAUUCUGGCCAAAUUGCUCCCUUAGAUGAGAUCAUUAGAUUGAAGGAGAAACAUCGGUUUCGUGUUUUAUUGGAUGAGAGCAACUCAUUUGGAGUGCUUGGCAGUUCUGGAAGAGGUCUCACUGAGUACUGUGGGGUUCCAAUUGACAAGAUAGAUAUUGUAACUGCUGCAAUGGGACAUGCAUUAGCCACAGAAGGAGGAUUCUGCACUGGAAGUGCUAGAGUUAUUGAUCACCAACGAUUGAGCAGUUCUGGAUACGUUUUUUCUGCUUCCUUGCCCCCAUAUCUUGCGAGUGCUGCAAUAACCGCUAUUGAUGUCCUGGAGGAAAAUCCUGGUCUGAUAAAGAAGCUGAAGGCAAACACUGCUCUCUUAUGGAAAGGAUUGUCAGAUAUACCUGGCCUCUCGAUAGCAAGUAAUCCUGAAUCGCCCAUUGUUUUUCUCAAAUUAGAGAAGUCAACAGGAUCAAUGAAAAAUGACUUAAGCCUUCUUGAGGACAUUGCUGACCGUGUGUUGAAGGAAGACUCCGUAUUUGUGGUGGCUUCCAAAAGAUCAACACUUGAUAAGUGCCGUUUGCCCGUUGGUAUCAGAUUGUUUGUUUCUGCGGCCCAUUCAGAAUCUGAUCUGCAGAAGGCAGCUGAAUCAUUGAAAAGAGUUACAGCAUUGGUGCUCAAGAGUUAAAACUAGUUAAACUGAGUGGUGCAUGUCAAAUCUCUACUCUGUCCGCUCUUGCCGGACCUCAUCAGGUUUCUUUUAGAUGCCCUUCAUAUUUUAAGACAAUUUUUGUAAUGUAGGCUACGGCCUGUCAUUGUUGAUAAUUUAUGUAGUAAUUCCUGUGCAAUUAUUUUUAGAAUGACAAAUUUUGUUCAUGCAACUUUUGAGUACUUUUAAUAUAAGCCAUAGUUUUAAUAGCAUCCUUUGGGGUGUCUUAUCACA
This is a messenger RNA of Quercus lobata, 2613 nucleotides long. RefSeq names its product long-chain base1 (gene LCB1). Bases 865 to 2358 code for a protein of 497 amino acids. The record is from RefSeq and is a predicted model, not a curated record. Gene Ontology annotation, molecular function: serine C-palmitoyltransferase activity; pyridoxal phosphate binding. Lineage: Eukaryota; Viridiplantae; Streptophyta; Magnoliopsida; Fagales; Fagaceae. Gene Ontology annotation, biological process: sphingosine biosynthetic process; ceramide biosynthetic process. Gene Ontology annotation, cellular component: endoplasmic reticulum. The transcript has 13 exons.